Messenger RNA from Miscanthus lutarioriparius, 810 nucleotides. The record is from the annotation of a GenBank genome assembly. NCBI's taxonomy places the organism in Eukaryota, Viridiplantae, Streptophyta, Magnoliopsida, Poales, Poaceae.
AUGCCGAGAAACUUCCGCAAGCGGGGCAUCGAGCCGGACACUGACGACCGCUCCGACGACGAGGACACUCGCCGCGUCGCCCUCGAGGAGAUCAAGUACAUGCAGAAGCUCCGGGAGAGGAAGCUGGGUAUCCCCGCCGGCCCCGCCGCCGCAUCCACUAACGGGUCCUCCGCCCGUGGUCGAGUGGGCAGCGGGGCAGCGGCCGCCGGUGAGGCUGAGAAGGAGGACCUCGUCCUCCAGGACACCUUCGCUCAGGAGACCGCCGUCACCAUCGAGGACCCCAACAUGUUGAGGUAUGUGGAAACGGAGCUGGCGAAGAAGAGGGGUAAGAUAGUUGAUGUGGGACACAAGGAAGAGAUGGACCAUGUGGACGAGCUCUACACUGUGCCAGACCACCUCAAGGUGAAGAAGAAGAACUCAGAGGAGAGCUCGACACAAUGGACCACUGGCAUUGCUGAAGUUCAGCUGCCCAUUGAGUACAAAUUAAGAAAUAUCGAAGAAACUGAGGCAGCUAAAAAGGUGCUGCAAGAGAAAAGGCUUGCGAGUAAACCAAAAUCAGAUGCAAACAUUCCAUCAAGUUACAGUGCUGAUUAUUUCCACCGUGGUAAAGAAUAUGAUGAGAAACUGCGAAGAGAGAAUCCUGGGUUGUACAAAGAUAAUGAUUCUCGGCCUAGUGGAAGUUCAGGAGGCAAAGCAACAGAUACUAAAAAACCAGAUGGUGUUGGUGCAGGACGGAGAGAAGCUGCGAGUGAUGAGUUCAUGCUUCAGCGUUUCCGCAAACGAGAAAAAUUCCGUGCACUUCGAAGAUAG